Messenger RNA from Oryzias melastigma (Indian medaka), 1164 nucleotides. Its product is annotated as homeodomain-interacting protein kinase 1. The record is from RefSeq and is a predicted model, not a curated record. Gene Ontology annotation, cellular component: PML body; nucleus; cytoplasm. Gene Ontology annotation, molecular function: protein tyrosine kinase activity; ATP binding; transcription corepressor activity. Gene Ontology annotation, biological process: smoothened signaling pathway; intrinsic apoptotic signaling pathway in response to DNA damage by p53 class mediator; positive regulation of transcription by RNA polymerase II. NCBI's taxonomy places the organism in Eukaryota, Metazoa, Chordata, Actinopteri, Beloniformes, Adrianichthyidae.
UAAUUGCAGCAGUCCUAGUUCCAAGUAGAGCUUCAAUGAGCAUCAAUAGGAAAUGGGAGUGAAACAGAAAUGUUUUAGAGCUAAGAAUGCACUAAAAGCAGCAAAUAAACAGAAUAAUAUUCUGUUUUGGUAUUUUCUCACCCUUGUAUUGUUUCUACUGUUUCUCUCUUUCAGAUCCAGACCAGGUCUGAGAGCUUCAGACUCUUUGAAACCUCAUUGGAGAGAGACUUGAGAUCUCAAACAUCUAUUGGUUAGUAGUUUCUAUGUUAGUAGUUUCUAUGUUUCUAGUUUCUAUGUUCUGGAACACCAGGGGUGACGGGUCACUCAGUCCAGUUCUCAUAUACAAUCAACAACAGAAACGGACUCACCUUUGAUGCUGGUCGUACACCUGAGAUUCUAUUGAACGAUUUAAAAAGUUAUCCUGCUCCUUUCUGUACAUUUUUUCCACAUGUAAAAACUCAAUCACACUUUCAGUGAUUUCAGCAUUCUUGGUAUAACAACGUUCAGGAUAUUACUGCUUGUACUUUUAGUAUUCAUAAACUUAAACGUUUUUGAAAUAUUAAGCAAAAUAUGCCUCAUAGGAAAUGAAUAAGAAAUUGCUCAAAACCUUCAAAAACUGCAUUUUGAAAUUCGUGAACUUCCACACAUACUUUUAGCUAGACACCAAUCACACCGUAAAAUGUUCAGGAUCCAAUGAGAUUUUAGGCUAACUUGGCACGCUACCUGUUUUUGGCUAAUUUAGAUGUUUCCAGUUUUUUGGCUAAUUUUGAGUUUAGCUAACAAUUUAGCAUUAUGCUAGCUUAUUUUGGAUAAUUUUGACAUGUUUCCAGUAUUUUGGACAAGUUGAAGCUUACCACACGGUAUCGUCCACGCUAAAUCAUCAUGUCGGAUAAUUUAGUUCUGGGUGGUGAAGUCCGAGAAGGCUUCAUCCUUCUGGGUAAAAAGGGAGUUUAUAAGGUGGAGAAGUUCAUCGGCGAAGGAUCGUUUGGUAGAGUUGCCAAAUGUAAGAAACUGGGAACUGACAAAGUUGUAGCAAUCAAAAUCGUUUCUGGCUCAGCCCAAACGGAAAUCAACUUCCUGAAGGAGCUCAGCAAGAUCAACGCCGACAAGCACAACUUAGUGAAGAUGGUGGACUGCUUUCACUACAAAAGCUACACCUGCAUC